Nomia melanderi (Alkali bee) is the source of this 5093-nucleotide messenger RNA. RefSeq lists its product as uncharacterized. Lineage: Eukaryota; Metazoa; Arthropoda; Insecta; Hymenoptera; Halictidae. The record is from RefSeq and is a predicted model, not a curated record.
CGCGUAAGCGCUGAAGUGUCGUAGGUGUAAUAUAUACAUACGCAACGGAACGGAUACGCUAAAAAUCAUGAAGGCAAUGCGCCCCUGGCGGCCAGCAACGUAAAUAAUCCUUGCGGAAAUAAUUAUCGCGAUUUAUGUUAUUUGCAAAUGUAAGAAGAAUCAUUAAUGAGGGUAUGUCAAGUAACGGCGAUUAGGAUGAUAUACGGACCCUGUAGCGUUCCCGGUUGCACUUCAAGUGAGUGAAAAUCGUGCUUGGUGCGGGACGUCUUCAUCCCGAAAAUAACAAUGGCCGGAGGAUUCGAAUAUGCAUGGACUUUUAAAAUGCCAAGCUUGCUACCCUGGCAACCUACACGUAUUUUCCUGAUCCCUUUUUAUUACCUGUGUCAAUUAGCAUCGAAUGGACUUGGCAGAAACUAUGAAAAAUAUAGUUGCCAAAGGUAUGCAAACCGAAAUGGGACCACCAGGCGGAGGUUCUGGUUAUCCUGGUGCACCUAGUAGUGCUGGUUAUGUUACGGAGAAGAUGUACAUGUUAUUACAAGCAUAUCUUCAAAAUAAAGGUUGGAAUUCAAGCAUCGAACUUCUUCAAUGUUUUUCCGAGUUCAAGGAUGCAUCUAUGAUCCCAAGUGGUGCUUAUUUGCAGAUGAUGGCAUCAAGAAUAGCUUUGGACUCUCAGGGUAGGCUAGUCCUUAGAGAAAAUGGAAAGAUAAUAUUGCCCUAUGAACAUUUUGCGAAUGCUGUGAUGUUAAAGCACAUGAAUGGUCCACAUGGUUUACAUUUGGGCUUAGAGGGUACAGUUAGAGCUGUUAUGGAAUCAUACACUAUUGGAAGAGAAUGUUUUGGUAUGGAAAAAGAAUUUAUAGUAGAAGUGGUACAAAAUUGUCCAAAUCCUGCGUGUCGCUUUUAUAAAAAUCAAUUGGAACUAACUCAAAAAAUGGGACAUAUGCCACCAACGUAUAUCCAAGACAAUGAAACAACUGCUUCUCUUUUACGUAGUAGUUUCCCUCAUAAUACAGAUUUUCAAGCAACCUUAAGUGGUGCUAAUCCAAAUACUCAUAUGGGAGGAGGAUCUACUACGGAUUUGUCAGAAAUUAGAGGUGCUGGAAAUCAAAUAAAUCUUCAACGUCCUCCAAGCCGUCCAUCAUUAAAUAUUCCACAUCGACCUGUGUCACAAGAAAAAAAAGUUGCCACUGGAAAACAACAUUAUGAAUCUUUAGUACCUACAAUUUCAAUGACUGAUCAUAAAUUAACGGAUUUCUUAAGAACAAAUUUGGAUAAUUUGGACAAUCUCACUGGACUUGGUUUAGGUAACUUACAAGGGAUAGGAAAUGCAAAUAAGGAUUUGUUAGCUUUACAUAAUGGAGCUUGGCCUUUGGAAAAUGAGAAAGGAUCUCGGUCAUCUACAAACUCAGAAGGUGGACAAGAGAAAAUAGUUAGGGCUUUUGCUGAAGUUAUGAAAAAUAUGGCACGAAUGAAGGCUUGUGUACGUCCUGCAAUGUGUAAACCUUAUGGAAAGCAAUCAGAAGCUUUGCAAAAAACACUGGUUGAUACUAUACAGCUGGUGCAGUCAUUACGAAGUUUUCUGCCACCUCCACAAAUUCCUGUUUCAAGCUGGAAAAGUGAAGAUAAACAUCGACUAGAUCAUACGGGUACACCUUAUCUCCCGUCAUUAAAGGCUGGAGGUUUAGAAGACUUGUGCGAACAACGCAAGCUAGACUAAACAAUGUCUUCGCUUUUUAAGUGUCAGACCAGGUUCUAUCUUUGCGCUUUAUGAUGUCCUAGUCAUGUGGUGUUUAUGGGUUAGAUGGGUGUUUUAUCUUUAAAUCACCCGAAGGAUUGCUCAAAUGUUGUUGGCGUUUAGGACCUCAAAAUACUAAGAGACAAAAUGAGUCAUGCGUGGACUGUGAUAAAUGUGGGUAGUGAACAAAAUUAUAUAUAGUCAAUCGAAACUCAUACCAUUAUUUCAGAUACAAAACAGCUUUACUUUGUUGCUAUAAUUUUUCAUGAGUCUUUACGAUCUGCCUAUGGGGCUUAGUUGAUAAUAAUGACUAGCUAAUUUUGAAUUAUUGGCAAAUUAUUACAUAAUUUGCAACUUGGAAGUGUUAUAGAACAGCAUUUAUAUUUUGUUAUUAUAUAUUAUUUUAAUAAGUCACCAUUUGUGUUCUAAUAAUUGAUAUAUCAUAAAGAUUAUUUAUAGACAUUGUGAAUAUUAUUUAUGAAUUUAUAGAAGGUGUUUCGUAAUUUAACGUAUAAUCAGAAAGUGAGGGUUAUAUUUCUAAAUGAAAAUAUGUUAAAAAUAUAGAAUAAAUUGUUUUUGUAAUAGACUUCAUUUUUGUGAAAAUUUUGUUUGCAAUUUUGCUUAUGUUUGCAUAUUUCGUUUAUUAUAGUUAAAGUUAGAUUGUUCUAACAAUUUUGGUGCUUACACACUACCAUUAAAUCCAAAUUUUCUCAAAAAUGAAACUGCUUAUAAAAAAAUUUUGUUCUACAUUUUCGGUUACGAAAAACCUUUUAUAAAAGAACUUUAUAUGCACUCAUCCCUCGAUUUAAGCGGCACGUUUUUUAACACUAUUUACGCAAUACUUUUUAUGCGCGAUCUGAAUUUAGUAACAUAUCGUAUAAAAUGUGUUUGUUUUCUGAAAUAUCAUUAUUAUUAACUUUUUGUUAAGCUAUGUGGAAUAAAUAUGUAUUUUUCAAACUUAUACCAGCUUUUAUUUCCAAUAUUUUGUUUUUUCUUGUACCGACAGACUGUACGCGAUUUUUAUUCAUGUAAAUCGAAUCCACGUGCAACGGAGUUUUGCGUAAAUCGAGGGUCAGGUGCAUAUUAAAAUUUUAAAUGAUGUUUAGAAAUGAAAUUUGUUUACAUCUGAAAUAAUUGAUACUUAUUCAUAGUUGAGAAUACCUUAACUAUGAAAUUAUAAAUAUAUGAUUAUAAUUCUUGUUAUCAUUUGAGUUUAUACUAUUUACUUUUUGAAUCUUCUAACGUUCAUUAUACAGAGUGCAUCAUGAAAAACAGAUUUUUUCAAAUGGCUUUAAAAUGAGAAACAUAUCAUAAGAAAUUAAUAUUUUUCUUAUAAUAUGGUAACCGAUAUUUUUGAUAUGUGAGUGUAUUAUGUGUAAGCAUUGUUCUCUUUUACACAUUAUUACGUAAUUAAAUAUUAAUUGCAAUAAUGUUAGUUUAUUUGAAUAGAUCUCAAAAUUCAUUUACCUUUUUGCUCAUUUAGCCUGUUUCUCCUAAAAAGAAUUUAAUAAAUUAUUCGAAACGAUCACUUCUCGUGUACGUACACGUUUUCAGUCGGUCCUUUUUCGCUUUUAUUACUCGUCUACCGCUGUAUACGCCACUUCUAGUGGUAUCAAAGUUACUGUUUUUAUCAAAUCUUUGAUAUUUUGACGAGGACUGAAGUAGAAAUUUUCUUCUAAAACAUUCCACAGUCAGUAAUCCCAAACAUUGAUAUUUUAUUAUUGUUAGUUUCCUAAAAGCCAAUCUUCGGCAACGAUAAACUCGGGCAAAUUUACCUCCAAUCAGCCAAGUUACUGAUUAUAGUUGAUCUUAAAGUUCGUCGUUGCUAUUUUCUGUUAGGGGUACGUUUCCGAUGCGUCGGUUACUCUCAUCGAGACAGGUUUGAAGGUUUUGAGUUUGGUCUUUCAGCAAGUUGGAUGAAUUUUCACGGUACGAGUAUUUGUUGGAACCGUUCGCUUGAUUAUUGUCUUCGAUCAACAACCUGCCUAACCGAGAUAGUGAUCUGUCUGCGAAUGUGGUAUCUCACAAUAAUCGAAUGGUGAUGUUGAUACGCUCUAUUCCUCCUAAUAAAUAUAACUCUUGGAUCACAUCAAUUUACUCUAGUCUAAUCCUUGCUAAAUACGCUUUAACAAGUCUUUAUUAAUGGGAGUAAUAGAGUCCGUGAUACGCUGUUUUAAAUUUGUUAUAUUUAAAGAAAUAGAGGGGGUAAAUAAUCUUAUUUUUUAAAUAACACCCUCAUGAAAAAGGUCAUAGGGUGUUACAUUGGGAUUUCAUGUUGAUCAAUUAACAAGUGGAAAAUUGUUUGUCAAUUUAUACAUUGAAAAAGUUUACAUUAAAAUUAGUAUUUUUUUUUUAAUUUAAGAGCGCACCUAUGGUUUGGCUCAACGUGUCUCUCGAUAUCUUGAAUAAAUCUUUUUGCACAAAGCAUUGAAACUGUUUACUCCUUUUACGAUAAUCUUGCAUUAUUGCAAUAAAAUAGUACAAUCUGGAAAGUUAUACUUAUUAUUGGCAAUACGUAGACAUAAUUUUACAGGUGGCAUGUUCUUUGCGAAACACUCUGUAUAUUAGUGAAAUAUUUGAUUAAAGUAAUCGUAGCCAUGACAGAUUUUUCUAGUGAAACAUUAAACUUGUAUAUAUAUAUGAUUGUCUUGAAAUUCGUAUUAAACGAAUUAUUAUUUAUUUGUAAAAAUAGAUUGAACGUACAGUGAAGGGAAAAACUGAACGCGUGCAUAGAAUUUUCGCGUAAACAUUAUUUUAUUCAGUGUUCGAAUGUAAAGUGUAAAAAACGAGUGAAAUGUUUGAUAUUCACAAUCUUUUCCUUAUUAUAGAAAAUAAUAUUUCCGUAUAGGUAUCUACUAUUCUUUUAUUUUCCAUUAGUCAGUAAUUAUCCUGAAGUUCUAAAUGACUGAAUGUGCAGUCAAUUUUUCAUUAAUUUUGCAGUACUUUUUGCGUUAUCAUUCCUGAGAUAUGAUAUUGUUCGUUGGUUAAGUUUUUCCUAAAAAGGAAAACAUUCAAACAUUUUGUUCUCUUAUGCUACAUAUUCAAGCAAUGAAUACAAUAUUAUUUACAUUGACGAUUCCGAGCGUAUGUGUUCAAUUUUGCUUCCUACUAUGUAUAUUGUUAUUAAGUGUAAUAUUAUUCGGUAGAAAAAGUGAACGAUGUUGAGACUUGUAAUAACGAAUAAGCUCCAUAGGCAGAAUUGGCAACAUGUGGGGUGCGUGUCAAUAAAAAAAAUCAUUGAUCGAUUCGUUCUGAGGAAUGUAUCACUAAAUCGUGAACAAGUUGCAUUACUAAGAGAAAAACAAAGUCUUUACGGUGUGACUUGGAACUGAUGCUCAAAAUUUUCUCUUCGCGCGCU